AUGGCCUUUAUUCAUGCGUCAGGAAGGAAUUCUACAUUUUCCUCAUCGAUAGGGUUGCAUGUGAACGGACAGGAUUCAUUAGUGCAACCGCUAUUAACGGAUUACUACCAGAUCACGAUGUGUUACGGCUAUUGGCUCGCUGGCUCACAUGAUGAAAUCGCAGUUUUCGACCUCUUUUUCAGAAAUAAUCCGUUCAAUGGUGAAUUCACUGUGUUUGCUGGUCUCGAAGACUGCCUUCGUUUUAUGGAAAACUUCAAGUUCAGCAAUAGUGAUAUCGACUACAUCAAAACACUGCUACCAGAUGACUGCAAUCCUGCUUUUUUCGAGUACCUCGCUCAGCUGGAUUGCAGUCGGAUGAAAAUUGAAGCUAUUCCUGAAGGAUCGGUAGUGUUCCCCAAAGUGCCAUUGAUGACCGUGGAGGGACCUUUGGCAAUCUGCCAGUUCCUGGAGACAACGUUUCUAAAUCUCAUCAACUACGCCUCAUUGAUCGCUACAAAUGCCGCCAGAUUCAGACAGGUCGCUGGUGAUGAAGUACAAAUGUUCGAAUUUGGGCUCCGUCGUGCACAAGGACCCAAUGGUGGCCUCACUGCGAGCAAGUAUUGCUACAUUGGAGGCUUCGACGGAACUAGCAACGUACUAGCGGGAAAAUUGUUCGGAAUCCCGGUUAAAGGAACGCAAGCGCACAGCUUCGUAUGUUCAUUCUCCUCAUCAAACGAUCUACGAGUACGGUCACUCAGAAGUAAGGACGGAUCGCGAGAAUGUGAUCUCUACGGGCUUAGUGCCGAGAAGAGAAGACUUAUAAUGGAAAAGAUAGACUGGGGUGUGAUCGAGACUGAAGUUAGCGAAGGAGAACUGGCUGCGUUCGUUGCGUAUGCGAUCGCAUUUCCCAGUUCAAAUCUAUCUCUCAUUGAUACCUACGACAUUUUGAGAAGUGGCGUCAUUAAUUUCAUAGCCGUCACUUUGGCUCUUUUCGAUCUUGGAUACAAAUCUAUUGGUUGUCGGAUAGACAGCGGAGAUCUUUCUUAUCUAUCGAAAGAAGUUCGAGCACGAUUUAGAAAAGUCGCUGAUUUAAACCCUGAUUGGGAAUGGAUUGCGAAUUUGACAAUUGUCGCUUCAAAUGACAUCAAUGAGGAGACGAUCGUGUCGUUGAAUGAGCAAUCCCAUGAAAUUAACGCUUUCGGUAUAGGAACUCACCUUGUUACCUGCCAAAAGCAGCCAGCACUCGGCUGCGUUUACAAGUUAGUUGGUCUCUCCGGACAUCCAAAAAUAAAAUUGAGCCAAGAUGUAUCGAAGAUAACCAUACCGGGACGGAAAAAGUGCUUUCGACUUUACGGGAAGACCGGCUAUUCUAUCUUGGACUUGAUGAUGCUCGAAGAUGAGCAAGUUCCGACGGAGAACACCCAGAUUUUGUGUCGUCAUCCAUUUGAGGAGUCAAAGAGGGCAUUGGUGAUGGCGAGCAAAGUUGAACAGCUCCAGCAAGUUUUCUGGUGCAACGGAGCUAUUGUACAAGAACUGCCUGGGAUCAAUACUAUCAGGGAUCGAGUGAACAAAUCUCUUCGUACAUUAAGAAAAGAUCAUCGUCGUUCGUUCAAUCCUACACCGUAUAAGGUCUCAGUAUCCGAGAAGUUGUACAACUUUCUGCAUGCUCUUUGGCUACAGAACGCUCCAAUAGGCCAACUGGAAUAA
Molecule: messenger RNA, 1686 nt
Organism: Necator americanus (New World hookworm)
Lineage: Eukaryota; Metazoa; Nematoda; Chromadorea; Rhabditida; Ancylostomatidae
Exons: 16
Coding region: 1-1686 (561 amino acids)
Biological process (GO): NAD+ biosynthetic process via the salvage pathway
Cellular component (GO): cytosol
Molecular function (GO): nicotinate phosphoribosyltransferase activity
Source: RefSeq, a predicted model, not a curated record